AUGGCACGAGCUAACGAAAUUGGUAAUUUACUUGCCUCUACAGUUGGAAAAAUUCUAUCUGAACGUGUCGAUAAAUUAGAAAAUCGAUUAGAAGCAGUAGAGAAUGAACUCGAAGUCGCUCGUCGUUAUUCGCGCUCAUUCAAUAUACGUGUCUAUGGUAUUCCAGAUUCUCCAAACGAAACUCCGGCUCAAACUCAAGUUAAACUUAAAGAAUUGUUUGUUACACAUUUGCGUCUAAAUUUAAACCAUGGAAUUGAGUUUAGCCAUAGACUACCUUCGUCCAUUAAAGAUAAACCACGUCCUAUCAUCGCUCGUUUUUAUUCACGGCUUGAACGACAACAAGUAUUCUCAUCACUUGGUAAAUUGAAAGGGAAAGAUUUGGCUAUAUACAAGCGUGAACGUGCUGAUCUUAAGAGUGAUGGUACCAAGCGAGUGAUUUCUCGACAACGGAAGAUAUUCAUUCAAGAUGUUAAUGUUCGAAGUCUUCGACUGGUGUCAAAGUAA
This is a messenger RNA of Didymodactylos carnosus, 504 nucleotides long. Lineage: Eukaryota; Metazoa; Rotifera; Eurotatoria; Philodinida; Philodinidae. The record is from the annotation of a GenBank genome assembly.